AUGGCUGAGGCCAUCCAGGGUUUCAAUGCAAGGAAGCUCAAGGAGGCCGAGUUGGAAAAGGCCAAGUAUUAUAAGUUUCGUCUGAAUGAAGUAUUCAAGCGUGUCAGCGUGGAUGCCAUGGUGGCCCUUAUUGCAGAAGUGGCUGUAUAUGAUAGGAUGAAAGCAGAGAAGGAGGAAAUGGAGAGGAAACAAACAGCAGAAACCAGCACAAAAGAGCUUCUCACCUUGUCCCAUGCCCCCGAAGGACCUGGUAACACUCUGGCCAAUCUAAUGAGAGGCACUGGUGGCAUCGAUGAAAGGCGAUGGAAGAAGGAGCAGGCAAUGAAAGACGAGGCGUGGUCCAACCGGCCGUACCUCCUCCUCGACGUGCGCUCAGAGGAUUUGUACAGAGAGCAGCACAUCAAGACGGCUCUCAACUUUCCCCUCAUCCGACUCAGUCGCAGCAUCACAUGGGAGACCCAGGAGAUGACAUCCUUUAUUCAGAAGAACAAAGGAGAGAAGAUCAUUGUGGUAUAUGAUGAAGAUGAGACCCUGUCACACCGAGUUGCAACCACCUUUGUCCAGAGAGGAUAUGAGAACAUUUUUAUCUUGAGUGGGGGUCUUGCACUCAUGCGAGACCGUUACAAACGCUGUGGGAUUCUUACUUCACCUGAAAAGGGCUCUACAUUCACUGAAGAACAGAUCCAGGCAAUGAAGAAGAGAUUGGACAAGUUUGACUUUGCCUCUGUCCUGACUAAAUGCAUGGGGGCAAUAGAGAAGCAGCAACCAGUGCGGAGAUGUCGCUCUGAGCACAGUCUGAAGUCAUCCCGUUCUAACUUCCAUCUCAACUGAUUUUGAAUGCAGUUUCAUGUUGUCUUGUGAUAUUUCUUCAUCCUACAGCUAAUAGGGCCCUGAAGGCUGAGAUGUGAUACUCGCCACUUGGAAUGAAGUCAUGUCGAAUGGUCAAAAACAAAAUGUGAGGAAAGUGGCAUGGUAGAAUGGCUAGAUAACUGGUUGCUCUAAAUACCUGAGAAGUUUUGGAUUGGGUUUGGUAUGAUUUUAAUUAUGUUGUCUACUAGGUGAAUUUGCCUUUGAAAAUCCAUGGGAAAUAAGGAGAUAACGUUAGCACUUCAAAGUUAGUUUCUUGCUGGACAAUGGAUUGAGAUUGAGGAUGGAAGGAGAGGUGAAGGGGCACAAGCCAUCCCCAAUGCCAUCCAGAGCAUAUAGUGUUGGCCUUUAGACAUGACUUCAUUUUUUCCAACAUGAACCAACCCUUGCAAGUGUUCCCAGUAGGUAAUUGUUUCUUAGAUGUUCUCAGACAGCAAAUCCAGCUGUUUAUUGAGAAAGCUUUAAUGGGUGUUUUGCAUUCUUCUGACCUUGAUGUGCUAUGUGAUGUGUUGAUGUUCACAUAUCAGAAUGGUCCUUUGAUGUGCUAUGUGAUGUGUUGAUGUUCACAUAUCAGAAUGGUCCUUUGAUGUGCAAUUUUUUGUCUUUAGAAGUAAGUUUAGGUACUGCCACUUUACUCUCUGGAUGCAGUCACAUGGGAGACUGAUACUGACGUACAAAGACUUUGCUGUGAGUUGUGACCAUGGAACCAAAAUCCGUCCCUGACAAUCGCUUAUCUGUGA
Messenger RNA from Darwinula stevensoni, 1607 nucleotides. The record is from the annotation of a GenBank genome assembly. NCBI's taxonomy places the organism in Eukaryota, Metazoa, Arthropoda, Ostracoda, Podocopida, Darwinulidae.